Capsaspora owczarzaki ATCC 30864 is the source of this 3034-nucleotide messenger RNA. RefSeq names its product transcription factor IIH subunit. The record is from RefSeq and is a predicted model, not a curated record. Gene Ontology annotation, biological process: transcription initiation at RNA polymerase II promoter; nucleotide-excision repair. Lineage: Eukaryota; Filasterea; Ministeriida; Capsasporidae. Gene Ontology annotation, cellular component: transcription factor TFIIH holo complex; transcription preinitiation complex; nucleotide-excision repair factor 3 complex. Gene Ontology annotation, molecular function: hydrolase activity; ATP binding; DNA binding. The coding region runs from base 39 to 2918 and encodes 959 amino acids. The transcript has 3 exons.
UUUUUUUUUUUUUUUUCCGACUGACACACUUUGUAACAAUGGGUCGCAAGCGAAGGGCAGAGGACGAUGAAGACGAGCGCGAAACGUACAAGGUAGAGCACUCGGACGACGACGAGGACGACGACGACGACGACGACCACGACGAUGAUGACAACGAGAACGACGACGAUGAUGAUGACGACGACGACGAUGGCGGUGCGCUGCCGAGAGCCGCGCGCAAGCUGGACGCAGCAGAGGUCGACGACGGCGCCAACGACGAGCUGCUGCACGACAAGCCAGACAUGCAUGGCACGGGCGGGCUGACCAUCGCACACGACUUUGGAACCCUGCCACUCAAGCCGGAUCACAUGUCGCGGCCGCUGUGGGUUUCGCCGGACGGCCACUUGUUUUUGGAGACGUUUUCGCCAAUCUACAAGCUGGCCACAGACUUUCUCAUUGCCAUCUCCGAGCCAGUGUGCAGACCGCACCUCAUCCACGAGUACCGCCUCACGCCGUACUCGCUGUAUGCCGCGGUCUCGGUUGGGCUGGAGACGGAGAACAUUAUCGACGUGCUUGGCCGUCUGUCCAAGAAUGCCAUUCCCGCAGAGAUUUGCGACUUUAUUCGCGACUGCACCAUCUCGUACGGCAAGGUCAAGCUGGUGCUCAAGCACAACAAGUAUUUUAUCGAGAGCUCUUACCCGCAGGCACUCGAGAAGAUUAUGGACGACGAGGUCAUUGCUCAGGCACGCAUGCCGACCGACAGCUUCUCGUCUGGAUUCUCCAUCUCUGAUGCGCCCACCGAGGGCAUCUCGUUCGCAGCGAUGGCCGCCCCCGACGAGGCGAAUGGCGGCGCACGGGCGGCAGGCUCAUCCUCCGCCGCGCCGAACGCCUCAGCCGGCUCUUUUCUCGAGCAGAUGAAUCGCGCGGAAGACGAAGCCGAGCUCCGUGAGGAGGUGGUCGAGCACGAAAGCGAAGAGCUCGCCGAGGUGCGACUCUUGCUGGAAUCGACCGCGGUCGGCGGGCGCGGGCCAGUCCCUUCGUCGUCGUCGCUGCCGAAUCGCAAUCCCAACUCCAUGGAUACUCGCGCAGAUGGCCAUCCAACCGUCAAGCAAAGCAGCAGCGGCGACAGUGGUGAGGGCACACCGCAACAACAACAACAGCAACAACAACAACAACAACAACAACAGCAGCAGCAAGAAGCCGCGAUGGACGCUGGCAGCCACGACAGCAAUGGCAUCACUUUCGACGACGCUGCUGCCACCGAGAACGAGAACGAGAACGACGCGGAUGGCUUUGCAGACGCGGUCGCGCUUCCAGUGGGAGGCCCCAAAAAGGUCAUGUCUGUGGAAAUUAUCAAAACCAUGGUCGAAACAGUCAAAAAGCGGUGCAUUGGCGCACUCGAUUACCCACUCCUUGAAGAGUACGACUUUCGAAACGACACGGUCAAUCCGAACCUGGACCUCGACCUCAAGCCGAUUGCGACUCUCCGUCCGUACCAAGAAAAGAGCCUCAACAAGAUGUUUGGCAACGGACGAGCGCGAUCGGGCGUGAUUGUCUUGCCGUGCGGCGCCGGCAAAACGCUGGUCGGCGUGACUGCCACUUGCACUGUGAAAAAGCGCACGCUUGUGCUGUGUACCUCUGGCGUUGCUGUCGAGCAAUGGGCGCGACAGUAUCAAAUGUGGUCGACCAUCCAUCCCGACCGGAUUGCGCGCUUCACGUCCGACUCGAAAGACCCGCCCCAGGACUGCGGCAUUGUCAUUAGCACCUAUUCGAUGGUGGCCUUCUCGGGCAAACGCUCAGCCGAGUCGGAAGUCAUCAUGCAGUUCAUGCAAAACACCGAGUGGGGUUUGGUGGUCUUGGAUGAGGUGCACGUCGUGCCUGCAGACAUGUUCCGCAAGGUUCUCAUGACCGUGUCGGCGCACUGCAAGCUCGGCCUCACGGCCACGCUCGUUCGCGAGGACGACAAGAUUACGGAUCUCAACUUUCUCAUUGGCCCCAAGCUGUACGAGGCGAAUUGGAUGGAUUUGCAAAAGCGUGGCUUUAUCGCGCGCGUUUCUUGCGCCGAGGUCUGGUGCCCCAUGUCGCCAGAGUUUUACAAGGUGUAUCUUGAGACGCGAACGCGCAAGCGGCAGCUUCUCGAGUGCAUGAAUCCGUUAAAGUUUCAGACGUGCCAAUUCCUCAUUCGCUACCACGAAAAGCGCGGUGAUAAAAUCAUCGUGUUUAGUGAUAACGUGUUUGCUCUCAAGGUGUACGCGACCAAGAUGGGCAAGCCAUUCAUUUAUGGUCAGACGGGCCAGACGGAGCGCAUGCGCGUCCUGCAGCACUUCCAACACAAUGCCGGUCUGAGCACCAUCUUUAUCUCAAAGGUCGGCGACAACUCGUUCGAUCUACCAGAGGCGAAUGUCCUGAUUCAAAUUUCGGCACACUACGGCUCGCGUCGACAGGAGGCCCAGCGUCUCGGCCGCAUUUUGCGUGCCAAGAAGGGCUCGCUCGCGGAGGAGUACAAUGCCUUCUUUUACUCGUUGGUCUCGCAAGACACGUCGGAAAUGUACUACUCUGGAAAGCGCCAGCAGUUCUUGGUGGACCAGGGCUACACGUUCAAAGUCAUUACGAAACUGGAGGGCAUGGAGGACAUUCCCGAUCUCGCCUACCGCAGCAAGACCGACCAGCUGGAUUUGCUCACGACCGUCAUCCAGGCCAACGACGCGGACGCCGAGGACGAGAAGCUUGGCGGUGAUGAUUUGCUGACGGGCGGAGAAGCGCGCAGUGCUGCCGGGGCGUCUGGCAAGAAGUCACGCAAAGCAGCAACGCGGCGGAUUGGCAGCAUGCAGUCGCUUUCGGGUGCUGACGGUAUGGCCUACAUGGAGACUUCUGUCGCCAAGAAGAAGCCACGCCUCGAUCUUCGCCAAGAAAUUCUCAGAAAGUACAGUCGUCGCUAAAACAGAGAGAGAAACAAAAAAAGGUGGUGUGAUUUGCCGCUUGCAAUCCGCUUGCAAUUGUUGAAACACGCAAGGAUGGCCCGUCAUCCAAAUAAAUAGAGAGUUACAAUGAAAUA